Molecule: messenger RNA, 1683 nt
Organism: Sinocyclocheilus grahami
Lineage: Eukaryota; Metazoa; Chordata; Actinopteri; Cypriniformes; Cyprinidae
Product: brain-derived neurotrophic factor
Exons: 2
Coding region: 389-1189 (266 amino acids)
Biological process (GO): modulation of chemical synaptic transmission; positive regulation of peptidyl-serine phosphorylation; nerve development
Cellular component (GO): axon; dendrite; synaptic vesicle
Molecular function (GO): nerve growth factor receptor binding; growth factor activity
Source: RefSeq, a predicted model, not a curated record
CUCGCUCGCGCUGGAGUCACAUGUUUCAACGUCACGGCAGUAGCUAGUUAGUUACUGUAGUCGCGAGGAAUGAAGCCGUCAUUUCAAGCUGGAGAGCUCUCUCAAUGCGCACUACACCGCGAGCGCUCACCAUGCCAUCCAACUGCUUCAACCCAACUCCAAAGGAUCCGCUCAGUCAUGGGAGUCCAUUACCUCAACCAUGCAAUUUCCACCAUCAAUAAUUUAAUCUAUUUGCUCAAAAGCUGAAGAGACAACUUGCAGCUGCUGCUUGGCGAAUAUCGCAAAAUAGUUACGCGGAGGGCUUAUCCAAAUCAUCCCAGAUGACACUGUCCUGCUGAAUGGUCUCCUUUACGACUGGACAGAAAAGUUCCAACAGGUUAGAAGAGUGAUGACCAUCCUGUUCGUUACUAUGGUUAUUUCAUACUUCAGUUGCAUGAGAGCUGCGCCCAUGAGAGAGAUCCCGGGCGUGCAGGGGGGUCACCGGGCCGAGGGGUACCUGGGCGCCGCUGCUGCCAUCACCUCAGGCAGCCGAGGCCACGGGACUCCACAGAGUGGGGGCGGGCUGCCCUCGCUCACGGACACUUUCGAACAGGUGAUUGAGGAGUUGCUUGAGGUGGAAGGAGAAGCGACGCAGCAACUGGACCCCAGGGCCGACCAGGGCCAAGGAGGGGGUGGUCCCGCAGCCAUGGCUGACUCAAAGGACGUUGACAUGUACGCCUCGCGGGUGAUGAUCAGCAACCAAGUGCCUUUGGAGCCGCCGUUACUCUUUCUCUUGGAGGAAUACAAAAACUACCUGGAUGCCGCCAACAUGUCAAUGCGUGUGCGACGGCACUCGGACCCCGCACGGCGAGGGGAGCUCAGCGUUUGUGACAGUAUUAGCCAGUGGGUGACGGCUCUGGACAAAAAGACAGCCAUAGACAUGUCAGGCCAGACGGUCACCGUCCUGGAGAAGGUCCCCGUGACUAACGGUCAGCUGAAGCAAUACUUUUAUGAGACCAAAUGCAACCCCUUAGGGUACACAAAGGAGGGCUGCCGAGGAAUAGACAAGCGGCACUACAACUCGCAAUGCCGGACAACCCAGUCUUACGUGCGAGCCCUUACCAUGGAUAGCAAAAGGAAGAUCGGCUGGCGGUUUAUACGGAUAGACACUUCGUGCGUAUGCACAUUGACCAUUAAGAGGGGCAGAUAGUGUACACAAUGUAUAGAUUUUAUUGAGAGUUCUAAAAAAGAGAGAGAAAAAAGAAAAUAUCUAUUUGUAUAUAUACAUAACAGGGUAAAUUAUUCCGUCAGAUGAAAAUUUUAUGGACUGCAUGUAAAAAAGAUGAAGUUUAUACAGUAAAAGUGAUACUACAGUCUAUUUAUUGAACAUAUUCAUGAUCUUGUAAACAAUUAAAAAAGAUCUGAUCAGUCAUUCGCGCCCAGUUCAAAUUACUAUACCACAUUCCUCAAGACAUUGUGUUUUUUACGUUGCCAAGAUUUUGAGAGAUGAGGAGAGGGGGUGAGGAAGAAUUACAUUCAAGAAAAAAAAACUAAAAAAAAACCUAAAAAACUUGCAUGCUGCUUCAAUUGUGAAUUGAGAAACUGUCCACUUUGGGAAAACAAGGAAACGAUUUCCGACCAAAACAUUCCGUUUACAUUCUCAACCGUAACAGGAUUUCCUCCUCUCAGUACUCUGUCUGUUUA